This is a messenger RNA of Scophthalmus maximus (turbot), 3118 nucleotides long. It is a transcript of the gene cbx7a, whose product is annotated as chromobox homolog 7a. NCBI's taxonomy places the organism in Eukaryota, Metazoa, Chordata, Actinopteri, Pleuronectiformes, Scophthalmidae. Bases 957 to 2027 code for a protein of 356 amino acids. Gene Ontology annotation, biological process: negative regulation of transcription by RNA polymerase II. The record is from RefSeq and is a predicted model, not a curated record. Gene Ontology annotation, cellular component: PRC1 complex. The transcript has 6 exons.
CAGAAGGUGCCGAUAAUGCACCUAUUACGCUGGUUGCCAACCGCCGUUAAAAACAUCUAAGAACAGUGUACAACCAUUCACAUUUGCACUCUCGUAUCGUGUUAUGGUCCUAGAACACGGCCUCAACUGGAGUUCUGGUUUAAAAAAAACUAAGUGACAGUGGACAAAACUCUAAACUCGAGGCUUGUCACGGGUUGUCACUUGGUUUCAGUCUUGAAGCUGGGCUAAGAAGAUGGGCCGCUUUCUCCAGCCUCAUUUUUACUGUGACAUGAAUAAAAUGUCUCUAAAUGAUGAAUUGUUGUUUUCCAAUUUGCUGUAGCAUUUGGUUUGUGUAAACUCAGAAAGAUCAAAUCUAAUUUGUAAUUUCACUUCAGGCCUUAUUAAAAAGUUAGGUAAAGGUGAAAAAUGAGUCAACUGCGUUAAUGGGCGAGUUUAAAGAAAUAUACUGUUUCGAUUUAAAACUGUUGUGGAAAUCCCUGAGAGUGCAUUGGUGUGUAUUUUUUUCUCAACCUUCCUGAACUUUCGUUUCACAAUAACCUUGUGGUUCCUCUCCUCCUCUCCUCCUCUCCUCUCCUCCUCCUCCUCACUCGCUCUUCUGCACUCUGCUCCAAUUUGCGUGCGCGGCCCCGCGGCUGCGGGCACGCACUUUGGGGGCUCGGUCCUACGCAAUGGAAAGGGAGCGCGCCCGACUUAAAGCGGCGCGUUGAACCAGUGUUGAUGUGUCGCAGAUUUUAAAAAGUGAGGGAGGCAGGCUGCCGGAGUUCGGAGUGAGGGCGAAGGCUCAGAACAAGUCGCACCGCGAGGGAGCAGCGGCGGCGGCGGGACUUUGACGGUGUUUCCGCUUUUCCGGGCUUCUUCUUUUUCUUUCGCCCCCCCUCCCUUGUGUGUUUUCAUUUGUACACUUCAACAUAACAGCACAGGCACAGUUCGCGGAGCGUGCGGAGCAGCGCGCGGCGAUGGAGCUGUCAUCCAUCGGGGACCAAGUGUUCGCCGUCGAGUCGAUCACGAAGAAGAGAGUCAGAAAGGGUAAUGUGGAGUACCUACUGAAAUGGCAGGGAUGGCCCCCAAAGUACAGUACUUGGGAACCGGAGGAAAAUAUUUUGGACCCGCGCCUGGUCCUGGCCUACGAAGAAAAUCAGGAGAAGAUCAGAGCUCUGGCCUAUCGCAGGAAAGGUCUCAGACCCAGGAGGCUCGUGCUGCGGAACAUCUUUGCCAUGGAUCUCCGCAGCGCCCAAAAGGUUGCAGAGAAGCCCCCGCCCCGGCUGCGUCUCUCCCUCACCCGCUCCAUGAGUACAGACGUGGACCAGGGCGAGCGGAGCAGCAUGUUCUGUAGCCAGGUCAGGAGGAAGAGGGUGGGGGUUAAACGAGGGCCAGACAGACCCCUCCGCCCGCUGAGGACGAAGGAGGAGCCCAUGGAGGGGGACUGGAGGGACAUCAUCGAGGAAGAGAAGCAGGAGUCAGAGAGCAGUGUCGAGGAAAUACGUCGGUCCGAGUGCAGCUCCCCGCCCCUGCUGGAGCGACAGGACUUGGCAGUGGAGGAGAAGGUGGAUGCCGACCUGACAGUGGAAGGCUUAGAAACAUGGACUGACAGAUCAGAUGGCAGAGUGUGUGAAACGUUUGCGUGCAACCAAUCAAAGGACAGCGCUGCAGUGCCCGCUGCCAGAGCAGGAGACGCGGUCACCGCGGGCGACAGGUCAAAUUGGGACAGAGGUGUGGAGGAGGUGGAGUCAGGGUCGGAGUGUCCCAGAUUAGAGAGGAACGACACAAUCACGGUGAUAGUGAGCGUCCAGGGGAGCAGCGAGACGGCGGUUGCCGCCGCCGCCGCCGCCGUCGUCGCCUGCUCCACUGCCGAGGAGGCGAGAGCCGACAAUCAGAGUGCCACCACCACGACAACUCCGGGCAGUCAGUCCGCCCCCGCUGCAGCAGAGCAUCCCGGGAAGGUGAUUGAGACAGAGGUGACUAUCAACUCACUGACGGUGACUUUUAAAGAAGCCAUGGUGGCUGAAGGCUUCUUUAAGGGCUACUGAAUGAAGAGGAAGCGAUUUAAAAAAAUAUAUACACUUGUCACUCAUUUUAUACAUGUAAAUAGUCGUGUGUGUAAGAUAAGUUCACGUUUACAAAACUACACUCAUUUCCUACUGAGUUUUAUGAAGACGUCAUUGCCAUCGACUGAAGAAAUUAGUGGCGAUUUCAUCAUUGUCGCUCAGUUAUUGUUAUUAUUAUUAUGACAGGAAGCCCGAGGCCCCCAAAUAAAAUGGCUCAGAUCAUUUGUUGCAAUAAACUGAUCACACUGGAUUGCAGUGGUAGGGUUUCAUUCCUGGGGCCGCUGGGUUUACUGCGAGGUGGUGAGGCAGCGGCCUAAACAAACCUAACAGUCCACAUUACUACUUCCACGCAGCUACCUUUUUUCUAGUCGUCCUCAGUGCUUUCCAGGCAGACGUUGGUCUCACUUCUCCAAUCCGUUCACGGGGGCCCGUUUCAGUCGCUCCUCUUUCUUACAAAUAAUGUUUUGUAAAGAUACCUGUCUCUCUCUUUCUUUUUCUUCCAGUAUUUGAGUGAACCGCAUGCCCUGUCAGUCUGUGCCGCACACGCACAAAGCCUCGUCCUGUGUCGUAUUGAAGAGGUUUAUUUCCGUCACAAGUGACACAAAAACAAAAGAGAUAGAAUUAGUGCCUGCUGCUUUAGAUGAAGUUCCGCGUUUCAAGGGCGACGGAUGCACACAAAAAGAAGAGUACACAGUUGUGUUCGCUGUCGGUCGUCUUUUUACUUUACAAGUAUAAAAUGCUACCUGGUUCUAUUUUUGUAUUACCAAUUGAUAGUCCGCUCUUCUCAGUAGCCUUUGUGCGUUUUCAAAAGGAGGAGAUUUUGGUUUUCACUGCUGCUGUCAACGCCAUGUAGGGUAGUGUACAAACGGAAGAAAAAUGUACGUUAGGUCAGACUGUAGUGAGAUAUUAUUUAUUGCAUGUCACACGUAUAAGCUAAACUAAUUUAUGUCACUUAUUGUGUCUGAAUCUGUCCGUUAUCAGACAACGAUAAUCUGUCAAAUGUCUCCUCUCUCUUAAAAUGACUUUUUAUUUUGACUGCAUUUCCAAUAAAUAUGUACAAAACGUGUAACAUU